CGGCAAACUGACAGCGAACACAACGUUGCCCGUACCCCCGCUCGAAUCAUAUAAAAGGGGUGAGCUCUCUGCAAGGAUCCUCAGCACCAACAUGUCUGCCCCCGAAACCGCUACCAAAUUCUCUUCUGCUGAAACCUCCUCCGUCGCUGGUGGACAACUCGUCGGACGCUCCAACAAGGGCGCCGUCGCACCCAAGGAAGCGUUGAAGCUCCGUUUAGACCUGAACCUCGAGGUGGAGAUCGCCAUCCAGGCCAAGGUCAACGGCGACAUCACCCUCUCCCUCCUCGUCAUGGUGCUGACCGUUCUAUUUUCAUAUUUAGUGGUAUUCAAUGCUUGGUACAUACGAAAUAUCAGGGUUUUUAAGGUUUAUACAGCGAGAUAUAUACUCACGCCCAAAUGA
Molecule: messenger RNA, 400 nt
Organism: Desarmillaria tabescens
Lineage: Eukaryota; Fungi; Basidiomycota; Agaricomycetes; Agaricales; Physalacriaceae
Exons: 3
Coding region: 92-400 (102 amino acids)
Source: RefSeq, a predicted model, not a curated record